Molecule: messenger RNA, 19137 nt
Organism: Dermacentor silvarum
Lineage: Eukaryota; Metazoa; Arthropoda; Arachnida; Ixodida; Ixodidae
Gene: bma
Product: SCY1-like protein 2
Exons: 23
Coding region: 1571-4303 (910 amino acids)
Biological process (GO): protein phosphorylation
Molecular function (GO): protein kinase activity; ATP binding
Source: RefSeq, a predicted model, not a curated record
UGCUGCGGGCACCGGGAGUGCUGUGCUACGGAGAAUCCGCUGCGAUGUGUUCUCCCCACUGAGUUACCUUUUUUCCCGUUCGGGACGACACAGACUCGCGGCAGUUGGGGAAGCGUUUUCCCUGUUUUGUCCCCUUUGUUUCCCCUUAGUUAUUUUUUGUCCUUUUCUAUCCCACCGAACUUUGACCACCUCGAAAACUCCUCUCAACGUUCUUUUCUCGCACCAGUCCAACCCUCAUAUCUAAGGUGUGCGGAAAGCAACAGCUUCUUUUAGAGCGUUAACAGUUUCAAGUUUUAGCAUCUCUCUCUUUUGCCCGAGUGUUCCGUCGCGUGGUGCUUGGCCUCGUGUGCUGGUGUCCAAACUGUGUCGUUCUCUCUGUGGAUAGCUACAAAAACGGGUUUCUCGACGAGCUCACGAACUACGAUUAACUCGAGCGAUCUCACCUGCAAGCAAUUAAGCCAUCGCUUCGUGCGCUUGUGGCACGUGACUGCCGUCAGUUGUGGAAAAGCAAAGCAAACAAACAAAGCACUCCGUAGGGCAUUCAACAAAGCGCCGCAAGACACCGAUUCGAGGCAAGAAAGUAGCCACUUCGAGGUGGGCUUUCGGAGUUGCCAGUUCAUCUCCGCGGACUCACAAGCAAGACCCGCAAUCGUCCUGCACUGGGACGGGACAAGUCAUCGCCUACAAGACGCAGGCAACAAGUGGUCCCGGAGCCGACACUUUUCUUCGCUCUUCGAGAAGGUGCAAAUCGUCUUUCGACUUGGCGGUGAAGACGACGACGUGUCUUUUCUUCAAACAGUGAGGCAAUCGGCACGAACGCAUCUCAAAUCAUCGUCGUUGUGAACCACGUCUUGUCUUCGAGGAGUGAGGAAGUGCUGCAUUGUGGAUUAACGUUGCGCAGAGGCUACCGCGACAAAAGAGAAAAAGAAGGCAAAAUCUACACUUUAUUUUUUUUCUCUCUCUCAACUCGUCGCAUCCUCGCGCAACUAAAGGCAGAAAAGAAUCGACUCGGAAGCUGGGACGCAAAACGAAAGGGCGCAGAACAGACGUUGCAGUGCCCAAGUCGUUCAACAGCGGUGAUCAUAUAGUGAAAGCCGCUGAAGCAAUAACACUUUUGCCUGUCUUCAUCACGACCCCGCCUCGCCACCUGUUGUGAGGAGAAAGCGAGACAUACGGCAGAGCGCCCCCUAUGCGGCCGCCCCCGAAAGCAGCAGCGACGCCGCAUCAGCAUCAGCAGUCCCAUCGAGAGCGACAGCAGCAUCAGCACAGGCGUCAUCGGCAUCGUCAGCACCGCCAGCGUCGGGUCCAGGGCCCAGCGGCCCAUAGGGCCCCGUGAAAGGCCACCACCAUAUUCCCGAGGACGCCCAGCUCGCCGCAUGUGCUGCAGCUGGCGUCGGCUGCGGCCGCCGCCGGCUCGCCGCCGUCGGCCGCCGCCGUGCCGCCGAGCGCGGCCACACUGGCGGGAGUGGGCAGCCUGGCCGCGGGGGCGGCGCCCGGCGCAGCGGGCGCGCCCACCACGCUGCCGGCCUCGCUGGUCGCCGAGGAGCGAGGCAAGCUGGCCGUGGCUGGCAUGCCCGUGAGCCCCAAGGGGGGCCGCCGGCGUUCCGUCAUCGCCGAGCUCGUCAAUCCCGGCGGGGGGGACAAGCUGCGCACGCGGCCCGCCACGCCUUUGGAGGCGAACCCGAUCUCGCAGUUCUACGAGAUCGGCCGCCAGACAGCCUCGGCGGGACCCGAGCUGAUAUGGAAGAUCUACGACGCGCAGCGCAAGUCGGACAAGAGGGAAGCGUCGGUGUUCGUGUUCGAGAAGCGCGUGGCUGAGAAGCUGCACAAGCCCAAACGCAAGGAGACCGUGACCGAGAUCCUUCGCUUCAGUGUGAGGCAGCUGGAUCGCUUCAAGCAUCCCAAAUUGCUCACCAUCUAUCACCCCAUCGAGGAGGCCAGUGAAACCCUGGCGUUCGCCACGGAACCGGUGCUGGGCAGCCUGGCCAACAUCCUCAACUGCCUGGAAGAUCGGCUGCCGCAGUGCCUGCCACACGAGAUCAGGGACUAUCAGUUCCUGGACAUCGAGAUCAAGUACGGACUCUUACAGCUGACGGAGGCACUGUCAUUUCUGCACUAUUCGUGCAAGCUGAUCCACCGGAACCUGUGCCCUCAGUCGGUGAUCGUCAACAAGCGCGGAACAUGGAAGCUGGCUGGCCUCGAGUUCACCGAGAAAUGUAGUGACACCGACCUGUUGAGCCCGGUGAACUGCCAACCAUUCACGUCCAAGCUGCCCAAGAUGGGCCAGCCGGACCUGGACUACACGGCGCCCGAGAUCCAGGCCACGUCGUCCUGUUCGCCGCUCUCGGACAUGUUCUCCCUGGGCCUGGUCAUCUGCGCCCUGUUCAACAACGGUCACUCCAUCAUCGAGGGGAACCUCUCCACCACCACGUACAACAAGCAGCUCGAAGUGCUCGAAGGCAGCUUGCACAACCUGCUGGACCGUGUGCCACACCACCUCCAGGAGCCCCUGCAGGGACUGUUGCAGGUGGACCCCAGGCGGAGGCCCAACGCACAAAACUUCUCCAUGAUCAAGUACUUCAUGGACCCAGCUGUGCACGGACUGCAGUACCUGGACGUGAUCCAGAUGAAGGACUCGACGCACAAGUCACACUUCUACCACAACCUCAAGACGGCGCUGCCAAACAUACCAAAGAAACUCUGGUGGCAGCAUGUUCUCCCCUCGCUCAAGAUGGAGCUGCAAUCUCCCGAAGUGCUGGCGGCUGCCCUGCAACCCCUGCUCUUCAUCAUCGAGGAGAGCACCGUGGACGAGUACCAAACUAUCAUCUUGCCCAUCUUCCGCAGCGUCUUCGGCAUGCCCAAGUCUGUUCAGGCGACGGUAACGCUACUGGAGAAUCUCGACGUCCUGAUGAAGAAGACCCCCAAGACGGACAUCAAGGCGGACGUUCUUCCGAUGCUGUACAACUCGUUUGAUUCAACAACCCCGCAGAUCCAGUGUGCAGCAAUGCAUGCGAUAGCGCAAAUUGCAGACUACCUCGAAGAAAGCGCUGUGCGCAAAAUGGUGCUGCCGAGGACAAAGCAAGUCUUCGAAAACAACUCCGGAAUCAAGGUGCAGGCGAACGCUCUGACCUGCAUCGAAAAGAUCAUUGACAAGCUCGAGAAGACAGACAUCUUGGAUGAAGUCCUACCCAUGUUGGGAAAGGCCAAGCUCCAGGACCCGGCCAUACUCAUGCCGGUCGUCCGGAUCUACAAGCACAUGCUGAGCGACAAACGAUACGGACUAACGGUCAACCUUCUCGCCACCAAAGUGAUGCCAGCCCUUAUACCCGUCGUAGUCAGCCCUGCCCUGAAGCUCGAUCAGUUUACGAGUCUUAUAGAGUUACUCCAAGAAAUGCUCGAACACGUCUCCAAAAGCCAGCGAAACAAGCUCAAGUUGGAAAAGCUGUCGAUACCUUCGACGGACAUCGCAGCGACGCCGGACGAGGCACAACAACACCGGGUCGUGAGUCCGCCGGAUAGGCUGCCCGUACAGACGCCCUACAACAUGGAGCAGCCUACAGGAUACCCACACCGCCCACCUUCACUCCGCCUCGAGUCCCGACGCACGUCCAUCAGCAUGGACGACGUCGUUCGCAGGACCUGCAGUUCAGCUUCGUCGUCGCCAGACUCGAAUCUGCUGCGCGUUCAGGCCACGCUCCCAGGGCGGAGGCACUCGGACAACACGAUCCAGCCCCCGAGGAUCCUGGUGGCCCCCUGUUCGCCCGAGGGCACCGUCAGCUAUACCCCGGGGGGCCUCCCCGUUCGCAGGCAUUCCAGUGUCGGGACGCAGGACUCGCGUUUUUCGGGAUUCUUCAGUUCGCCCAAGAUGACACAGGCGAGCCCCAACCUGGGCGUGGACUUCUUCAGCUCGAGCAGGGCCAACGUAAGGCGCUACUCCGCCGCUGCUGUAUGCGGCGCUGCAGGACUGCCCAACGCCGCCAAUCAGGCAUCCAGCUUCCUGCAGCAGAUUGGCUCUGGAGUUCAUCUGCCAGUGCCGCUGCCAAGGGCCUCGUCUCCGACGGCGUCGCCCCACCACUCUCCGCGGUCUCCUCUGUCACCGCGCUCGUUGUCACCCCGAUCGCCGCUAUCACCGCGUUCCCCGGCGUCGUCGAGGUCUCCAUCGUCGCGGUCUCCGUCGCUGCGUUCUUCGCCGCCGAGGACCUCGCCGGCGGUGUCGAGGUCACCCUCGCCUAGGGCCUCCAGGCGGCUCCUGCCGCAGCCCAGGAUCCCCUCGCCAGCCGUGGGCAACGUCACUCAGGCGUGAGCGCGACGACCCUGCGCACACGAGCCUGUUUAAAAAUUAUUUCGACAAUGAUCUCAAGUAGCAAGCACUGACUACGCCACCACCAACAGCCUGGGACGUGUGGGCUAUGCAGGAGAAUGCAUUUCGAUCAAGCUAGGAGGUGCUUUUCGGUUUGAUUCCCGUGGCUUGGUAUGGGAUUACAUCUCACUUCUGGCUUGAUGUUUAGCAAUUCGAACCUGUCAAUGUUAUGUAUCAUCUGUCGCGGAAGAUCUUACACCACAACGCAAUCGUGGUCUGAGCGAGCGUAAGGCUCUGUGUUGGCGCUGCUAUCACGCUCGUUUGCCUGCAUUGUUGUUGAAGAGUCACUAGAGGCCUAGCUGCUAUUACGGUCUCGGAAAAAUCCAGCACAGAGGAGCGUGACGCAACCACAAGCCAUAUGCCCAUAUUUACCACAACCGCGUUGUUCGGGGAUCUUUUGAGACAAAUUGUGCUUGUGUUAGUUAUCUUCAGUUGAUGCAAAACACGUUGUGUUUCCUGCCGGGGCGUACCGAGUGAUGCUUAUUUUUACGUGCGUCUCAUAGUUCUUGGAAGCCUUUAUGCCAGCUGUAAUGGUGCUCGGGAUUCCUGCAUAAUGUCUGAGUUAGCAGGACUGCAGUUUGGCUUGAGAUGCCUGAUGAAGCGAAUGCCAUAGCGGUUCCACAUAAAUCAAAGACUCAGGCACGCUAUUUCAAUUAGGUUUUCACGUGUGCCGGGCCACCCUCAGUGCAUCCCUCACUUGACAUGUUAUGAAGUGCAAUUGUGGAGGAAAUGCGGGAGCGUGGUCCGAGUGAGCACGAGUUUUCCUCUAGUUUCAUUUUUCUGCGAAAGUGCAUCUGUACCCAUGUGGGUUUCAUCACACUGUGCGUAAUUUUCCGCAGCAUUAUUUUUACUGAGCUGCAUGCACUGUUCAACUUUCGAUGUAAUCUCACGUUCAUAACGCAAAAAAGUGUCCAGGGUCGCAAGAAUGGUUAUUCAAGGAUGGUGCUUUCAUAUCUAAAGCUAAACGUCGCGUCCUUUUCUCAAGAAAGUAACCCUGACCAUAAAAUUUGCGUAUUUAUCAGCGUGUAUUGUAUUGGGCACUGUUUGACGUCGCGCUAGGCAUUUAUUGUGAUGUCAUUUAAUUUUGUUUGAAUAAUUGCAAGCUGAAGUUCAAGCGAGUUGGAGUGCGAGAUGAUGAACUGGACCCUUUUUUCUCUGUAAACACCUGAUGAUACUCUAGUAGGAACGCUGCUGAGAACAUUACGUAAAAUUCAUACUUGUACGAGUCGCGAUUUCAGCGAUUCUUGUAGGUAGCCUAGUUUCUCAGUCUCCAGCUUCGGUGUUUUGCUCAUGCAUUACUGAGCUCCACUUUAAGUCACUGGGGUCUGUCGCCGGAAGGUGUUUAUGGCUCAGCUGUCAAUUUUUUUUUUCACUACCAGUUGUUCCUAACACUGCAUGGCCCGAGUGCCACUUAGUAGGUUUGGCGUUACAACAACUAAAACCUGUCUGGUACCAGUAUGACUACAUCGACGAAAAAACACAAACAAUAACAGAACCACACAGGGUCCCAUAACCGCGACUGGCGUCGAUACCGUUUCAUUAAACUGUGUUGCGCUUGGAGCAAGGAAACAUUGUGGCUACACACUACCAGGGUGCAUAUUCAUGUUCGUUUUAACGGCCUUCUCGUUAACUUCUAUACAAGACCAUAUAUAAAUACACACGAGCCAAGACAAGACUAUGAUCGGAGUGGAUGCCUUUGUCACCAGCCUUUUCUGAGUACAUGGCUGGGAUGGAACUCAAGCUCCAGCCAGGGUGUAGUGAGUAAAACCAGAACACGUUGCUCAAUGAGCAGGCUUGUCCUCAAGGCAAAGCGUGCAGUGUCUGCCAACCUGCGUUUUCGUCGAGCACUCGCAAGAGGUCGUUCGUAUUCAGUAUUUAAGCUACUCUCAUAAUUGUUGAACGACUACGAGUAACGCAUGUUUUGGGAAACUGCUCGAAAUAGUGGGCAACUUUCAGCCAGCGUGCCGAAGUCCAUUCUUCUCGGAUAACGCAGCGUCAGUAUUAAACUGUUGUCAAGUAGGCACUAAACUAGGAAACAACUGUAGUCUUGUUACGUGGCGCUGCACAUCUUGCAACGGUGUGGUAAAUGAUUGCGCUUCGAAUCGUUAAAGAUGUAGCAAUCAUGCAAGUGCGGAACUGACAGCAGUGCCGCUCAAAGACUACUAAUUUCUUUAUUCUUGGCAUCUAAUUGGCCUCAAAGAAGGAAGGUUGUGCAAAUCGCUCGAGGUUCGAGAAAACGCUGAAGCAUAAUAGGACUGUCCCUAAAUUACCGGAAGUAAAGAAUCACACACUUUGCGUAAACUUUUUUCUUUCUUUUCCUAUAUUUAUCAGAGAGAACGCGUUCUUUCUUGUCUAUUGUUUCGAUUUAGCAGAGUCAUUUUUGCUAUCAAAGUAGGGUUAAGCUAACGCCGGAAUAAUUACUAGUUUUAUGAUAUAAAACUUGCCAUUGUACUUUCGUUUCGCUUUCCAUAGAUUGUAUGAGCACAUUCUUUCUAAAGCUAAUUUUCAGAAGAUAUUGUAAAAAUUCCUGAAUUGUUAUUGUUCAUUGUAUAUUUAAGGUUUUAGCCUUAUUGGCCUAUGCUAGCCGAUGUCAAGUGAGCACUGCAUUGGCUCUCCUUAUUUCCUUGUUUCCAAGUGAACAUGAUAGGUUAUUCUGAUUUCUCAUAGGCACCUCAUUCAGUUUGUGCAAAUUACUUUCUUAAAUACAGUUUUACUAUACUGCAGUCGUCACUAUUUAAAAUACUUGCCAUAUAUUUUGGGAUAUUACAGAUGUCAUAUCCUCCCUAAAUUUCUCGUUCGCUUUGCAACGCACCAAACAAUCUAACCUGAUCUCGGCAGAAGUUGUCGAAUAUAUCGAACAGGAAUAAACAUUCACGGAAUGUUGAACCUAAUAUGUUACGUAUUUUUUGUCUGUAUUCCCACCUAUCCCCGUAAUCGCACGGCAGUAUUCAAUGGCACACGAAAGCUGGUCUCGUGAAAGGCUUUUUCACUUGGCAGAAGUAAGAGGAGCCCGUACUAAGUAGAAAGUUCCAUCUCCAAGCUCGUAAACUUCGUGAACCACUCCUCGAAACUCACGCUAGUUCCAAAUGCAACAACGAUACUGAUUCUGAAACAUGAGCUACAGGUUUGACGAUCAUCGAACUUAAAGCAAGCGUUUACCGUAGAUGUCGGCAGUGUGUGUGUUACGCCUACGCCACCCACAGUGUCGCCCAAACAAAGCUGGCGGCUCACCCUAGCGCAGUACCAAUACACGCGAAGGCAACAUUUUGCCCAUAGCACCCGCUGCACCUGCACACCUGUGACCAAAGCAGCAAAGGCGACUCCUUUUCACUCCAUCGCUUUGCACUGCAUAAAAAUUCAAGGGGCAACGCCGGCUGUCUUUCUGGUUCAGAAGUCUUGACAGGCGGUGCUUGAUGUGAACUUGUAUCAAUAAUCACAAAUUACUGUUGUUGUUGGUGGCUCCUGUGUGCCCUUAGAGCGAGCGUGAAUGGACUCUAUUUUGUAUCCGUUGAGCGUGGCUGCUUGCAAGCCUUGAUUCUGGUUAAUGUCAUCCUAGAGCCGGCAGGUUAAUUUCCUCGUGUGACCAUGUUUUACGCACACUGCAAAACAUAACGCACGUCCGCUUGAACAUACAUCCUUCCGCUUUCAAUUUCCCUCGCCUCCGCAUUCUUUAUCGUGUGUGAAACCACCCUCAAGGUCUAUGCAAGCGCGUCAGUAGUACGUAGCAUGUACACGCGAUUUGCUGUUUGCCCGAAAGCGUGGGGGAGGGUGCGGAGUUGCUCACAUAUAACCAAGCUUUCAUCACACCGGGAGAGAUUGAUGUGUCUCAUAUUUGUAAGCGCCAAACAGCAGCGACCAAAUUUUUUAGAGACUAUUGCAGAUACACUCCACCGUCUCGUCAAAACUCAGGCACUCGGAGAAGCAAUGAUUCGUUGUUUUUUAUGCAUCAAAAUGUUUUUAAUGAAACCUACAGAUGUGAGGCUAAAUACAUUUUCAGUGAUUAACAGUGGUAGAACGAAGUGUCGCUGAAGCCAAUGGCCGGCAAUAAGAUUUGUCUUCGUAAGGGCAGCUGACGAACUUAAGUCCACUUGUCGACUUCAGCGAAAUUCCUUGUUCGACCACUGUUAAUUACUUCAAGCCGUCAUGUUUAUGUGAAGUUCUCUCGUGUUGAGAGAUAUUUUCAUAAUAAACGUUGCAACGUUUUGACAUAGAACCUACAUCUCAGUAACAUUGUUUCCUAAAUUCUAACAACUCUAAUGAAGUAGUGCCUUUCAGUUAUUUUCAAAUGAAUCUUUCCUGUCGGCACACUAGAAAGAUGCGUGUAUUAAAGACAGUACAGAUAUUUCCAGCAUCAUCAAUUUGAACUCUCGGAUAAAGGCAUUGUCAAUAUAAAUUGGACUUGGCAAGUAUAAACCUGCGGUAGUUAUGAGUCAUGCCUGGCUUCUUCGUAGCACUAUUCAAUCACGACUGCUGAUCCGUUCGGGCAGAUCAUUUCAGUGUAUUUAUGUUUUGAGUGAUGUAUGCCUAUCGUGGAGAGGGAAAUACCGAUAUAAGAGACGCCGUCAGAACAAAUUUCUCAUGGUACGCUGUAUUCUGAAGGUGUUAGCAUUGUUUCCUUGUUUCUAUCAUAUUUGAACGUGUGUCGCGCGACGAGGCACAUUUUUUCUGACAAUCCAUCGAGCACCCUCCUAUCACUCGGCUCUUCGUGUUCACGUGCGUGUGCGGUACUGUGCUCUCUGCACCUUUCACACAACCAUCGUUGUUGUUCACUUAAUGUUGUUUUCCUCAUGCUAACGUUCCUCUGACGUGCUUUCAUGAAUGAACGAAACCCUUGUGCCACAUGCUUGUAAGCAGAGCAUGCAUAAUCGUCCCGAUGUGAAAUUGCCAGAAUUGCAUGAGAAUCAAUGCACAAGCUCUGAUUUACCUUGUUUCUGUACCAAGUGAACGCAUAUCAGGCACCAUUCCGAAGCGGGGCGUCAACAUGUUUCAAAGAGGUUGCAUUCUCGCAAACUAACAUUCUCGUAAACUUACAUUCGCGGACAACACUCUCGGGCAGUGACGGGAAAACUACAAGUGCGAAGUUUCUGGAUAAGUGUUAGUGCACCAAAUAGUCCCGUAGACUUUGACAGCGCUUUCUGUUUCCGUUCUGAGAGUACAUACUGGAUUUACUUAGCUUGUUACUUGUGGCAGUUUCGCAUUCCCAAAACGUGUAAGAAAAAAAACUAAAGAAAGAUCAAAAUUCACCCCUCAGUGGUCUGAAUGAUAUCUCAUUUUAAGGGAUAGAUAGAAAAAUGAAAGAAAUGCAAAAAAAGGCAGGAAUAUUGAUCAGAACCAAAAGUUAGGUUAGCUACCCUACACCGUGGACUGCUAGUGGGAGGUAGAAAGAAAAAAAUAGAGAGAUGCAUCACGGGCUAACGGUCGCAGCCAAUCUCAGCAUACGACAACCGUUAACUCUGGUAUAAAGUCGCUUGCGCAGAUUUGUUAUCCUUGAGAAUUGUAACAGAGUUUUGUUUCAAUGCAAGUGCUGUAAUGGAGAAGGCGAUUAUGUUUUCUGUUCCCCACCCUAAACAAGCGUGAGAGAAACAGUGGAACUGGUUUCAGGAGCAUUGUCACGUGUGCACUUCAUCUCCAUAGCUUUUCCUUCAUUGCCACAAAUAAUUCUCUACGAGCAUGCCGUGAAACAUGGAGCGAUAUUGUAGACUUCGAGCACGUUAAUCAUGCUUACUUCAAAUGCAAUCUGCGUCAUUUGUGGCACGAGCGUUUCGUCUAUUGUUUUCUUGUCAAUACCCUCAGCGCAUCACGCAACUAAAGCAGCCAUAAGACGGGGAAAAGCGUAAUAAAGACGUGCGAAACCACAGGCUUCGGUGCCGCCUUAGUAUCCGUCACUUGUAUAGACGCCGUUAUAGAGACUGUUUUAGACGCUGUUACAUUGCCCUGUUGAAUGCGAUUGUGAAGUUGAACCGCUGUUCUCGCUCGUAGAGCAUGUAUCUGCGUACGUGUAUACAUAUUCUACCUAUGUUACAGCAUGACCUCUUGUUAGAAAUCUAAGAUUUGUGUGUUACCAGUGUUGCUGUUGAACAUGGUGUUGUUAGAAUGUAAUAUUUUUCGCUGAAGAUUUAUGCUCCACUGUUUCCAGAUUAUUUGCAAUUACAGAUGUUCCAUGAAGGCUCUCAAAAUUGUCGGUGCUCUGUCCACAUCAUCUAGAAAACCUAUUGAAUUUUCAUGUGCUUUUUCCUCUUGGUGCACCGGGGAAUGCGUGUACCUUUACAGCAAGUCUGAAAGUCUUGGCAUAAUUUUACGCCUUGCAUCGUCGCAAGUACGACCAGGUCGCAAGUACGACCUAGUCAAAAUCUUGUUAUCGCCGUGCUGACAACAUCAUGCACAAAACUUGGUUUUUACGACAUAAAACCACGGCGUUUAUUGAUUUCACCUGCACGGUGAUCAAUAUUUAUUUCAGAGACCAUCUUAAGCUUCUAAAAAUUGACGUUAGUUACGCAUAAGUGACCAGAUCUUUUUUAAAGCCUCUGUGAGCGACUUGCGACGAUAUUGAAUUCUCGGUGUGUCCAAUUAAGCAUAUGUGCAAGAUUGCGGCAAGUUUUCUUUUUCCAAAUGAUGAACUUUAGCUGCCCGUUCCUAUAUCUAAGGUCGACACAUAUCGGCAUUUAAGGGUAUGAUACAUAUCUCUUAUAUAUACAUCAUUCAGAAACAUGGAUGCGAUGUAAUUCAUCCCUUUAUUAUUGCUAGUGUGUGCUAAAAUUUAGCAUCCCCUCCGUUACUUAUUCGAAUCACGCCAUUUUCGUUCUCAUUUCUCUACUUUUUCUGUCUUAUCAAAGAUUAGCAUUCAAGUGAUAUUUGUAGACAUGAACAUAUCUACUUACAUUUCCUGGCUCAUAUUUUGACGAAGCCGGAAUUAUAUUUAUGAGAGAAAAUAUAUGUCGGGAAAUUUAACUAAAGAAAAAAGCCAGCCCCCAGGAGCAAACAUUACAAGAUGUUUGCACGUUAUUUCCCCGUACUUAGUUUCAUUUUUAUCUGAAAAAGCUGAAAUAUCUAUGCACAGGCUCUGAAAGCCAAGCCCUUGCUUUGCGCCCUCCAAUUUUUCGUGCUUGAGUCCGAUCUCACACAUCCUUCACCUCACAUAUCAGCGUCCUUGCAUUUUAUGGUCAGUUCAACUGUUUCCAUUGGUCGUUAUAUUCGGAACUGUGCGUAGAGCUGACGCGCACCCAUGUGCCUAAAGAAUUCGGCAGACAACACUCGCACGAGCAAGACCUAAUACGUUUCGUGACCUUCUUGAUUUGCAACAGCAGUUGUGUUAUGUCAUCCGGUGCAGUUCUCCGACUAAUGUUACUCAACAAAAGGCGAAUUGCAAGUCUACAUUUGUUUGCUGAUGUUUUCAGGUUUACCAUUCACAGUUGGCCAAAUCAUGCUAAUUCCUCUGCGGCUGUGUAAAGCUAAAAGCUAUGCACGCCUUUCAAUUCCUACUUUUCGUUGAAGGACGCAUCCCCGAGGACAUUACUGACUGUCGUAAAGUUCACCAGUUGUGUCGCAUUGAGUCUACUUUUAACUGCUGUAUCAUGCACACCUUCGGGUACAGAGCACUUCAUGUACGAUACGAUCUGUUUCUGACACAUGUGUCGUGGCCAGUGUGUUGCGAAAUAGCGCAUUCCCGAACGCAAACCAUGAAUAUUUGCAGUCAGGCUUAUCCAUGCCUUUCCGCCAACUCUGGCAUGCGCUCUUUCUCGUUCACACGUGCAACUACGUCACCGCAGUGCCGUGCGGCACACUGUAAGCACCCUCCCUCUCAGUGCGUUAAGGGUUCUCAAAUGGGCCUGCGGCGCCUGACGAUAACGCGGCGUCCACGUGAAGUCUACGUAUGGAACUCUUGAGACCUGUGAACGUGGCCCUUGCAGCAUUCAAUUCGCUUCUAUACCUAGCAUGCAUCAAUGUCGAACGCAAAAGUACCAGAUGUUUAAUAAUUUCUUUAUGAAUCAGCUGAAUGCGUGUAAACAGAAACUGACAUCUGAAGUGCAUAACUUGCUCUCGAAUCACUGCGGUGAUGCGAUUUGGACGCACGUGUAAACGCAGCCCUUCACAUCACUGUACUGCGUCAUUCGUGGACGUGCGUGAAUGACCCCUUUUGCCCCCUUGUGGUCACGGCAGCCUACUUUAUGUUCAGGGUCGUCUCUGUCUGUUACCGUCGCUGCUGCCUUGCACGAGUGUGUGAACAUGCGGCGGCAAAUUGCCGCACGCUUUUUUUCCCUCCUACCACAAUGUGCCCGGUUUUCAUCCCCUGCGGCGGCUAGAGCGCGCACGCAUUGAAACCAGGAACUUCAAUAUGCAUAUCAGCUUCACGUGAAUGCAGCGGCCUGCCUCGGUACGCUGCGGAAGCAUCUAUCACACUUUCGGUCGGUCGUGUGUCACGUGUGUUGACGAAUGUACAAGGCAAAGUGUCUGAGCCGGUAUUCACCUGCUUCUCGCCGACUCGGCCACACCUAUUUGACCAGGUUGCUUGAUGCAUCCGCAAUUAGGAUAAAGUUUUCUGCAUCUUCAAUAAGCACUUGAUGAGAUUUCGUUCACCCAACUGAAAAUGUGGCGGAGGCAUGUUUAGCUGAACAGGAACAAGGCAGCAUGGGGCUUACUACUGCUUUGAUAGAAACUCUUUUUGGCUCAUGGCUUGAGCUGUUUUAUUUAUCCGAAACGCUUUAAUAAUCAAACUGAAGUUUUUCAGGUCAAGGUAACCUGCAGACAAGAAAGCAAGAGGGAGCCACAAGGUAACUGGGCGUUCGUGCUCCAACACAUGUUUCAAAUGGUGCCCAAGAACACGACUGCAGAAAAAAUGAUAAGCAGAUUAGGAAAACAAGCGUUGAAUAUCAUAAGAAAAUUUUAUUGCGAAAAACAAGCAAAUGGUAUUUUUUUCUAUUUUUGGAAUACGGCAACUGUAUAGUCCAAGCAGAAGAGGGCUUCCGCUUGGACAUCAGACAGCCGUGUUUUGUUCGUAACGUAAUUUUUUAUAACAAGCCCGCUUGCACUCUAACGCUCUAACUGGCACCGUUCUUCGAAAAAAAUAUCGUAUUCUACACGUAAUAUUGUUUAAUACAACUUGCACAAAGCACUAGUCGAGAUUUAUUGAAUCCUUUGCUGCAUGGGCAAUUCGAAAUGAGUCUUAAAGAGAUUACGGAUGUGUUGUCUUUUUUGUCUAAUUGCGGGGGUUAUUGCGUCGUAUAUAUUAGCUGCCGGAAAAAAAUGCACUUCAAAAUUCACAAACGCUUACUUUUCACCUAGUUAUAAUAAACUAUGGAACGUUAAUCAUCACAACAAUCACAAAGGAAACGUUUAUAACUACAUUUCUUUACCUCAUCAUUGCUGUUUCAGCUGGACACUUUGCGCUGUGCAAUUGUCAACUGUUUGUCGAUGGGUAACUCUUUGUUCAUUGUUUCCCUUGUCUGUGGUGUCGGAAGCACUUAUGGUCAACCUUUUUACCUGUGACUUCACUUCGUCUGUUCCAUAAAAAAAGUAUUUGCUUGACUUGAAGGUUUUCGUACAAAUACUUUUCUCAUUUUGUAUCUCGUUAUUGAAUGUUUAUUGAGAAAAAUAAACUGCGCAUGGACGUUGACAUGGCGUGGGUGGAAUCGGCGCCAUAUAUCAGAAGCAGUGUUUAUGGCUCACUGGCUGUUUGCGAAUUAUGUUCUCACAGAUAAGCCCUGUCAGAAAAUUAUGGGCACAGUGUUCUCAUAAAAUUUAAAGCGAAAGCAUUAAAUUGUUAGUGCUGAUGUUGCUUAGUUAAGCUUUAGUUGUUUAUCUACGAUAAUUAUAAUUAUAUACGUUAUAACGAGCCUACCAUCAUUGACUUCCCAAGCCCUAAAACACAUGAAUAACUUUGAUAGCUAGCAGAUUGAUAGAUUACCAAUUAAAUGCCAUAAAAACUUGGGCAGAUAUCAUCGGAGGUUCAUUGUCAGAGUGAAGUCAUGGCUUCCCAAUAGAACUACUAAGAUAUGCUGCUCGGGACACUUAUUUACUAGUUCGAUUGGUUAAAUGCUAUUAGGCUUAGGGGGCUGUAGCGUUGCAUUUCGUCUAGGGUCGACCUGCACGACAAACUAAUUUACAUCUGUGGCGAGAACAAAUCUCGUGGACUCGUGUUACAAUCGGCCCACCAAGUCACCACCUUAAAUAACACUGUAUCUAAGAUUGUCCCAGUUCACGUGGCCACACAGCCGUCAGCACAAUGUAAGGGAAGCGCCAAAGAAUGCUUUGCUUCAAAACUUGUGAAGCGUGUCGAAGGCAACAAUCUCUCCUACAAAUUGCGUCAGAUAGCUCGUUGCCAGGUUCAAUCCCCGUGUCCAUUCGCAGUUUACUUUUGUGAACAACCUCCGCUUUUGCGACGGUUUCGAAUAAAUAAUUUUCCCGUAUUUUUUUUUCUGUCGGAGUACUUUCAUAGACAGACAAUAUCUACGCUCUUCUCUGUACAGCUGUGAUGACUACAAAACAAACACCAGUGUACACUGACGUGUCAUUUGUGUGUCCGCUUUUCAAUUUGAUGCACCGAUAAGCGUCUGUUGCACCUCCUAGUCACAAUAGGCAGGAACAAAACACUUGUAUCACCACCUAACGUUCACCAAAACAUGGAAUGUGACCCUGUGUAUACGUUUGUGAACCUGAAAGCCAGAGUAUUCACGUGAUCCCCAUGACGACCUUUGACAUGCGUUUUCUGGUGCGUGUGCCGGUGCCACUAAAUUCCUCCCGGCGCCUCCUUCUCCGCAUCGUCAGUUGUUUCUUCUAUGAUGCCACUGACCGCUGCGCUUAAAAUAUGUAUAUUUCAGCCUUUUGCGUGACUUGGAUGUGCAUAAUAAUUCUUCGUAAAGAAACAUCUUAGUGAUCACACUAAGCUUGUGUGUUUAUUUUGUGCCUGCCAAGUGUCAUGAUAUGUUAUGUGAUGGUGCAAGGUACCCCUCGUGUUUUCCUUAUCCACUGAUGUUUCCGUCUCAUGCGAUACACCAUGGGUCAUUUGACAAAAAAGAGGCAUUAUUUGCAUAUUAUACGCAGGUUCACGUUGCUGAAAAUCCUGCUUGCAAAUAAAGUGAAAGUGUGCUGUUUAUCUUCGAUGUGAUAUUGUAGCAUUGGAGUAUUGAAUAGCACGACAGGCAAUGAAUAAUCUUUAGUUGAAGCAUCGUCAAACUUUGCCAACUUGUAAACUAGAGCACAAGGAUGAGAGCUCAACAUAGAGGCUUAGUUUGAGCUUGAACUGAUUGAAUGAGGCUUAUCUGAAUUGCGAAUUGUAAGUAUUAUUAGCUUGAUAAUAUUGAGUCGUUAUAUAUUAGUACAUUUAUUUACUACAUAAAUAGUAGCAAAACACUGUGCCGACUUGACAGUGGAGGCGAUACGCGUUUUAAGAAAUGUACCAUGUGUUAUAUUCGAAAUGAUCUAGCUUUUCCGGAAGUUCACAGAAAACGAAGUUAAAAGAGCAUUCGUGAGAAACAAAAGGCGUCAUUUUCAUUAAACAGUACUUACUCGCUGUUUUGUUCUGCAGAAGAUGAUUUUUGAAGUCAAAAACUCACCUCUUAUUAUUUUUUUUUACUUUGGUAAGGCAUUUUUAAAGCUCUCAGUGUAUUUAUUGCUGACUUCAAGCUAAUUCUUCCCAACAAUAUUACGCCGCGUAUCGAAAAGAUGAAAUUGUCAGUUUAAGAGAAUAACUUUCAUUACGAGAAAAACUUCAAUUUCUAAUCAUGACCAAAAAAAAAUUAACGCAAUAGCGAAUCCCCGGUUGCCGCUAUCGUGAGUCACGCGGCAGAAUGAAGCGCCUCUUUUACUUCAAAUGAUCCGUCGUGUUUGUGACCCACCCGGUCCGUGUGCAAAGGUCACACCUAUGCCGACAACUGCGCCCAAUCUCAUUUCGGCGACGACAUCGCCAAGAACACACCUCUUAAACCAAAUUGUGCCCACAGUGCAGUGAACCUGCAUCUUCCCCGGUGAGGGAACGUUUCUCGCCUGUUGCUUUUGGACAUGUGUUUUAAGCACAAAGCCACCUUCGACGAAGACACCUCGCACGAGUUACGUGCCACACAGCAGAAACUAACCACGCCGCCUCCGCCUCUUCUCAAACCGCGCCAAACAGCCGAAGCCCUCAGCAGGACGCAAAGCACCUUCUUCCCGGCAAAAAAAAAAAGAAAAAAAAAGCUCGCCGCUGCGCGGUUUUGUGACGCGCUUGCCUGAAGAAGCGACGUCGACCGUAAGAGGGCAAAGGUCAGAGCAGACGAUGGUAUCCAGACGACAGCCAGACGACAGCGAACGUCGAAGAGACCGGUACUCGCCGAAAGAUGACGCCACCUGAAUGUUCUGGCAUGACCGAGAAAAGAGGGGAAGAGACGUAAUCAGGGAAAGGAAAGUGUAGAUUAGCAAGGCGAGCGAGCGCCACCUUAUACCCUCUGCUCAAAGAACUCUCUCUCUUUCUCUCACUCCGCAUAGUGGUCCUCGAGGAACAUUUGUUUUAUUUUCCCGCCGCACAAUGCCGGUCCGUGCGUGUGUGUGUGUGUGUGCGUGCGUGUCCCCUGGAGCCAGAACUGUAAAAAAAAAAAAACAUGCAACGUGCCCUCUCGUGAAAAGAAAAGCAAGGCCGGCUUUGUUAUCCGCUACCCUUGCAUCGUUAAAUCUCGAGCCUUGCUUUUCCCACUCGUUCGUUUUCUCAUCGCGCCAAGAGUCUAGCCUCUAAUACCGCAUAACCAUCAUUCUAGGGCAUAUCACUCGUAGACGAGGCUGCUCCCCUGGCCCCGGGCUCUUAGUGUCAUGUGGUUCCGCCAACUGUGAUCCGCCCGGCCUUGUGAGUAGCCCGCUAGAUGAAUACUGGGUUGCUCGCCGCCCCUCGCAAGCUGACUUACCGAAGACAUCUUUUUCAAGCCACUGCAGCAGUACCCUGACGGAAGUGUUCAGAUAAUCUAUGAGCCCAUUAACAAAUUCUUAGGCUGGGAGUAUUCGUAAGAACAGGUGUCAGACAACCGUCAUAGUGUACAUACUGGUGAAGGCAGCCAGCGAUUAACAAACAGCUGUUACGAACCAACAGCUUAGUGAAGUCGACCUCUCAACACCACAGGUGUCGUGAGGUUUGCACUCAGGAAUGCCGUGAUAAUGGAAGAUUGGCUAUAUAAUAAGUACGAUAGCCCUCAAUCACCUCACGCAUCAUCUGAAAGGAUAGUGUGUUGAAACGUCGCUGGCUUUAUUUUCGCUGUUUCUAUGUCCUGAACCACUACCUAGCAUAAACAAAACUAACUGACUGAGGAGAUGUGUUGUGACGGAUCACACUACACUGACCGCAAACGAAAGGCACCGAAACUAUGACACCGACUUUGUUGUAGCAAACGCUUCUAUUUGAAGUUGUAUCGCAGCCCGGCGCUAAAAAAAAGUGCCAAUAAAUUGAGUAGAUUGCAAACACAAGCAAAAGCAAUCAAUCUGAAACGUAGAUUACCACGAACACAAAAUCAAAUUUUUGUUUAGGUUAAGCUUUAUGGCAACUUUUUUGCGCAUUCAUAGCAUUGCGAGUCUACUGAAAAGUGCACCCCGCGUAUGUUUGUAGACGUUGUGUUCUUUUUUUUUUUUAUUAUACAGUAGGCAGUUUGCUAUAAGGAGCGUCAUUUUUCACCAGCUCAGUUGAGACAUUUCGACUCGUGUAACAUAUAAAAUGGCACAAUAUUUCAUAUUCGUGACAAAGAGCCGGAUUAUCGACAGCAGCACAAAAUCGAUGCUGAAGGCUCCUGCCUCGAAUGUAAUUAGCGUCAAAAGCUUUCAUUUUUGUUGCAUUUAUGCGGAGGAAUCUCAUUCUUCCAUAUACUACUAUACUUAAAUUACAAGCUUUCUUUAUUUUUCAGUAUUUUCCCCGCUUACAAUGUCCGUAGUCCGAAUUAGUGAUUUAUUAAUAACGUCAAUGUAUCAAAAAAUGUACCAAGAAACCUUUCUAUCAAUGAACCUGAGAGCUUAAGAUGUUGGCCCCAAACUGCAAAUUUUGCGAGCCGGCCUGAUGAUCUUUGGGUCAGCUUCCGAACGGCUGCCUGCAAUCGCUCCUCGCUAUUCUCCUUCUCUUCUUCGCCCAGUUUAGUCUACUAAGUAUGAAUUAACCAAAAAAAAUUAAUUCCUCAGUGUCGCAAGUGCCGUUGAGAGAACCUUUCUAUAAAUAACAUGGACCGAAUCGCCCGCGCUCAUUCUCUCAACAUCUCUACCUAUCCGGUAGUGUCGGUGUACAUAGUUGUGCAUGAAUCCGCAAGAUGUUAAAAGGAAGACGCCAUGCCACCACACGUUGAGUUGUGUUUCUCUCGUUGUAACAGUGGAGAGACAUGUAAUAGUUGUUUGCGGAGCUGGUGACAAACGUGCUCUUGCGUAGGCCAUUUGUAUUGUGGGUACCUUUUUUUGUUUCAUUACCUUGUCCUUCUCCUUAGACCUUCUGUCCUUCCUUGGCUUCAUGAGUACGUUGGCAAUAUUUCGCAGAUAAUAUAAUUCUUGAAUGUGUUAUCGCUUGCUUGUUUUCCCGGCUGCUCGAGAUUGUUCAUGUGUACACGAUGUGUUCGCGUUUACUUCCUGUUUCACUUCCUGGCUACUUACCUGGCGUGUGUUCCCUUCGAGUUUGCUUUCCUUUUUCUCUCACGAUCCUUGCACGUUUCAGUGAAAUAUUCGGCAAGCAAAAUUGAGCAGCCCCCAUUGUUUAGCAGUGUUUUCAAAGUAUACAUGUGUGUAACAGGUAUUCUCGAGUGUUUAUGCGCCUACUAUGACUCCAGCUGUUGAGUAAAAAGGUUUUAAAAAGA